CGUCAGUGUGCGCAACGCAACCCAUCCGACGAUUCGUCUGGGUUAUUGCGGCUCGCCGCUAUUGGGGCCUCCGAUCUCGGUCGCGACAGGUUGGUUCACCCCCGUCCGUCAAUUCGCGAAUAAACUGGGUUGAAAAUCACUCGGGACACGGGACGCGACUGCCGAAAUAAGGGUAGAGGAGGCCGAACAUCAUCGAGAGGAGCAGCUCUCGCAGGAGCGAGAAUUUCCACGGGAAAUAAGAGUGUAGUAAAUCGUAUUAAACCGGAGAAACACAGAUCCGUAUUCUGCGCUCGUCGACCGUAUCCGUAACACGCUCGCACGCAGGCACAAAGUAUUUCUUUCCCCUUGUAAAAGCAACGCGUAUAGAAAAAUAAAUCGUUCCACAAAUUUCGAAGUAUUAAUCGAUCGAUCGAUCAAGUCAUGGCGUUUCUGAGAUCGGUGCCGGGGUGUUGUGCUAAAUCAAAGUUCGGGAGGAAACUACCGCUCCUUCCUGUGACCAUUUUAGAAAAUGUAACCCGUCCUGCCGCCGCCGCUGCAGCUGUACAGCUUUCCCAGGUUGCCGGAAAGAGCGAUUAUGACAGCGUUGCUGCCGCGAGGACUUCAGGAGCUGGCUCCUUGGCGACAGGCGGUGGAGGCGGCGGAGGCGGCGGCGGCGGAGGCGGUGAUUCAACGGCUAAACCUGUUCCGAGGCAAAUAGAUCCCCUCGAUUUAAAAUUCAACGACCCCGUUGCCUCCUUCAAGAGCAAAACCACCGGGGAAUUAAUGAGGGCCUACAUCGUCUACCAGCUAUGUACAAUGGAAUUCAUCGUCGAAAACAACAUGAAGUUGAUGAAAGUUGCCAAUACAGUGCUGGGUGACAAGUUAUUUGCAGCGUUGAUGAAGUCUACCUUCUAUGGUCACUUUGUGGCAGGAGAAGAUGAACAAAAAAUCCGUCCAGUUCUGGACAGACUGAGACAGUUUGGCGUUAAACCAAUUCUCGACUAUUCCGUAGAAGAGGAUCUUUCUCAGGAGGAAGCGGAACGGCGCGAAGUUCAGGCUUCGGUAUCCGAGGCUGGAGACGAGACACGGGAAGGUACAAUCAAGAAGUAUCAUGUGGAGAAAUCCUUUGCUGAUCGGCGAUACAAAGUCGCGUCUGCGAGGACUUACUUUUACCUAAACGAAGCCUCUUGUGAACGGAACAUGGAUGUCUUUGUUAGAUGUUUGGAGGCUGUUGCUGGUGCCUCGAUGGGAGUUGGUAUCACGGCUGUCAAAUUGACGGCUCUUGGUCGCCCUCAACUUCUGCUCCAACUUUCUGAGGUGAUAAUGCGGGCGCGUCAAUAUAUGUCUGAUGUUGUUGGAGGUGAAGGUGCUGUCUUGGCACAUCACGCCAAACCUGACGACUUCAAGAGGAAAUUUGAAGAGGCGCAUAUUAGAGACGAAGCACCCGUACAAAAAUUUCUUGAAAAAAUUCAAGCAGAUAAGGAAGGAAAUGUCAUUCACUUAUUCCCAUGGAGCGGUAUUUUGGAUGAAAACUACGAACUGAGCGAGACGUUCCAAGUUCCAGACAUAAAGACUGGGAAAAUGGUCAAGUUAAUGACUCAGCUCACGCCUAAGGAAGAAGAGAUGUUCAGGAAUAUGAUUCGGAGACUCAACAAUAUCGUUUCAGUUGCCGAGAAGUUGGAUGUUCGCAUAAUGAUUGACGCUGAACAGACUUAUUUCCAGCCGGCGAUAUCUCGGCUCACUCUGGAAAUGAUGCGCAAGUACAAUACGAAAAAGGCCGUGGUGUUCAACACAUACCAGACAUAUCUGCAAGAGGCCUUUAACGAAGUCAAGACUGAUCUUGAACAAGCAGAACGGCAAAAUUUCUAUUUCGGCGCUAAGCUCGUACGAGGAGCUUAUAUCGAGCAGGAACGAGCCAGAGCAGCUGCGAUGGGUUACCCAGACCCGACGAAUCCUACGUUUGAAGCUACAACCGAAUCUUAUCACAAGACAUUCAUGGAAUGCUUACGGAGGAUGAAACAAUAUAAAGACAAAGGAGAAGAUCCUAGAAAAAUCGGUAUCAUGGUCGCUUCCCACAACGAGAAUACCGUGCGAUUUGCUAUUGAAAAAAUGAAGGAAAUUGGAAUAUCACCUGAGGACAAAGUCAUCUGCUUCGGACAGCUGCUUGGAAUGUGCGAUUACUUGACUUUCCCUCUUGGUCAAUCCGGCUAUUCAGUAUACAAAUAUAUCCCGUACGGACCUGUGAAGGAAGUGCUGCCAUACUUGUCACGGCGAGCCCAGGAGAACAAAGGGGUGCUGACUAAAAUAAAGAAGGAGAAGCGUCUUUUAGCAACCGAAAUUCGUAGGCGUUUGUUACGCGGACAAUUGUUUUACAAACCCAAAGGAAACUACACCCCUGUUUGAGUCACUGUCAUCUCAAGCAUCGCCCAAAUUCAUUUCAAGUACGAACUUGACGUAGUGAUUGUACGUUGUUGAUCCUUCUCACAUGCUACGAGACUACAGAUAUUAUAUUAUAAAACCAACUGGUGGAUUUGUGACGUUUGAGAAUAAGUGAGUGUGAAAAUCGGUAUGAUAGGUUAUCUGUAUGGUGGGUUUCUUGUCUAAUUAACAAAACGAAUGCCCGACAGUGCAGUCAUUCAAGCCAACCGUCAAACCCUGCCUUAGUUUGAAAUUACCCGUUACCAUCGCUGCAUCUAGAAAUCACACGACUUGUCCAUGUUCCUUAAUCAGAUUUUGUCCCCGAUUUAUUUCACCCUCUAAGGUGUAAUCGUAAUUAUGAAUUCAAUGUGAGUUGCAAUGGAACGAUUAUUCAAGAUCAAGACAAUGCAGAGUGACUUAACUAUUUUUGGCGUUAACCAAUUUCGCGUGCACACAGUUGUUUUCAUAUGAUUGUUUUUACCGAACUCCAAACAUCAUACGUACUAUACACGUCUGAAAUCCUAAACGAUAUAUUUUUUAUUUCAUAUUUUUGCGGGAAAUCGUUUCCAUCUUUGUUGUCACAAUUGAAAAGUAUGUUGACAACUUGAUUAAAAUUUAGUUUCACAUGGCGGUGGAUAAGUUUCACAUCAUCUUUAGCAAGUGAUUACAAUAGAUAUUUACACAGUAAGCUGUUUCACAAAGUUCAUAUACUGUAUGAAAAUAAAUUCAUGUAACACAUAGUAUGACAGUAAUAACUGUGGAGGCAGAGUUUGAUGAGUGGUAAUUUUGUGUAAGAGUAUGUAGUACCUAACAGAUUCCAGGUUACUGAGAGUUGUUAUGUUGUAAGAUGUUGGGAAAGUUGUGUUUGAGACACACCUACUAUUAGGCAUCAUGUAUUGGCUGCAUAUAGACGAAUAUAAUAAAUACAAGAAAUAAGUUAUUUACAAAAUUGGAGUGGUGCCAUAGUGAGAAAUUAAUUUCGACAUGUACAUAGAAUAUUAUGAACAUAAAUAUACAUAUAUGAUAUAUAUGUAUAUACUUAUACAAAGAGAGAUAAAAUUUAAUACGAAUUUAUUGAAUUUGCAAAUUGACACUUAUAAUUAAAAUUCGAAGACGUAACGUGGUAUUAUUUACGUGGAGAAAGCAGUUUACAUCAUUUGAUUAUUAUUGGAGGAACGAUGAAUUUUGAUUAUUAUUUAUAAUAUUUUUCCAUUACUAUGAUAUUUUUCAAUCUUAAUUGAGAUGUGUAAUAUAUUUUGUACGUCAAUGGUGUAAAUUAUGAUUUUUAAUCCAAAACUGGUUGCUAUGUCUUUACCUAUAUUUUUAUGCGUAUCAAAUUCAGUUGUACCUUUUCAAUAUUGUCGCCAAUUUUAAGUUUGUACCGGUUUAUUAAUGGAUUAUAAGCCGUGACAAGAUCAUGUCUGCUGUUAUUGAUGUAUUUUAAGUGUAAUUAAUGACUUGUUGUGAAAGCGGUGAGAUUUAUUGAUAUUGUAAUAUUUAUUUUAAAAUAUUAGGUAUAAUUAUGUCAAUUCUCGCAACCUAUUUUGGGCUAAAAAUCAUCCCUCUGUAAUGCGUAUAAUAUUAUAAACGUAUCAUGAGAAAAAAAUAUGACCAUGCGGUUUGUGGUACAAAAAUUAAAAUGACGAAAGAAAUAAAUAACGUUUGCUUGACAAAGAAAACAACCAUGAGCUUAAUAGAAAAAAAAAAUUUUUGGAAAUUAGAUCUGUAAAAUUUCUUCAAAACCCUUACAAUAUAUUCGUUGAUUUUACCGUAUUUAUUCUAGCAUGUCGAUGGAACAAUAAAACAAAUUAAAAUCCGA
Molecule: messenger RNA, 4216 nt
Organism: Diprion similis
Lineage: Eukaryota; Metazoa; Arthropoda; Insecta; Hymenoptera; Diprionidae
Gene: slgA
Product: proline dehydrogenase 1, mitochondrial
Exons: 12
Coding region: 421-2382 (653 amino acids)
Cellular component (GO): mitochondrion
Molecular function (GO): FAD binding; proline dehydrogenase activity
Source: RefSeq, a predicted model, not a curated record